CGCCACGAUUUGGAAGCAAGCAGGCAGCCAGACUCCGACGGCGGCGCGCUCCUGUUCUUACUGGGCUGGGGUUUCUUCGGGGAACGGAGGCCCCUCGGGGCGGAGCGCUGCGGUUUGCCACAGCUCGCCUGGGGCUGUGCCUUCCCAGACCCCGGCUCUCUCGAUUUGAUUGGGGUGCCUCCGUCUUCAGAAGCCGCUCUCUGGGGAGGAGAGACGGAGCUGGCGGGCGAGGCGGCUCUGUGCGCCUUGGAGAGGAGGAGGACCCCCUGCUUCCUCGCCGCGUGGCAAGGCGGCCGGCGCUCUGGCCCAGUCUGGAGGAAGAGCCGUCGGGGACCAUGAGGGGCCAGAAUCCUGCCCUCGGCUUGCUGCUCUUCCUGGGGUGUCUGCAGAGGAGCUUCGCGCCGCCUCCCCAGGGGCCAGCUCUUUCGCCUCAGUCUUGUGACCCCCGUGAGAAGUGGUACUACGACCAGAAGUCCCAGAAAUGCUGCUUUCGUUGCCAAAUGGGAUACAUCCCGAAGAAGGAAUGCCCUACAGAUCCCGUUGAAGACUGCAUAAAGCGAUGCCAACCCAAUCAGUUCCUGAACCAGCAGUUCGCGAAACCGCGCUGCCAGAUCUGUAUGACCUGCACCCCAGAGCACAAUCUGGUUCAGGAGUCCCCAUGCAGCGAAUACUCCAAUGCGAAGUGCGCCUGCCAGCCGGGGAUGUCUUGUACGCAGCCGAUACAUAAUUCGUGUGCGGAGUGUUCCCCUGUGACCUCCCAGAUCACCUGUGAGCCGGGCUUUAGAGUCAAACCCACAGGCACCCCCGAAUGUGAACAGUGCCCUCCGGGGUCUUUCUCUGCCCAGGUUUCGAGUUCCAAGGAAUGCAAGUCUCACACCAAUUGUGCCAAGAUGAACAAGGUCACCACCCACAGAGGGAACUCCACACACGACACACGCUGCGCAGACGUGUCUUUGAACCCUGCUACAGAGCCAGCCCGGGCGCUCACUCCAAAAGGAGGCGGUGCGUCUACUCUUGGGGUCACGGCCACCAGACACCCAUUCAGCACCAGCCAUGUGGCCGGCCCCCAGCCUGCAGAGAGACCUCCAAAGAACGAUGAUGACCAUGCGACCAUCGCGGGGGUGGUCCUCUUCUCCGUCCUGGUGCUCCUGGCUGCCUUGCUCGUCCUGAGGCGGAGGAGAGUGUGCAGGAAGUGGAUCAUCCCCCACAAAAUAAAGAUCCAAAACCAGGCAAAGAUCUGUGCUAAGAGGAUUCGUGCGCCCAGCCUGGCAGGCCAAGCCUCGGGAGAGGGAGAACUGAAGGACCUCGAAACCCUUCAGGAUGCCCCCAAGAACGCCUCCCUCUUGGAAAUGGACGUUGCCUCUGAGCUGAUUCCCGAAAGCGCCGAGCUGGUUCAGGCAGAUGGUGGAGCAUCCGCAGAACCUGAUCUGCGGAGCCAUACCAGCAACCACAUUGAAAAAAUCUACAUCAUGCGAGCUGGAACGGUGAUUGUGGGAUCUGUUUCGGAAGUGCCUGCUGGGAAAACCUGCUCCGCUAAAGAUGAAGACGGAAGUGCUGGGGGCCAAGAGGAACCUGGGAGAAAGGAAAUGGUGGUACACUAUCCGGAACAGGAAACGGAAUUCUAUCCAAGAAGUGACAUCACAACCCCCGUAGAGGAAGAGUGGGAAUUCAACCAUUCUACUGAGAAGCCUCUGACGAUAUAGAAGGAAAGUUUUUUUAAAAGUCCUGCUGUACUUCUCAACGUGAAUUCUCGGGGAAAACACUUUUAAUUGGGAAAGGGCUCAACGAACUUGGCUGAGUGUCGGCCUCACAUCAGUGUUAUGAAACAAUACCACAGAUGUAUUUAUAGGAAGAGAGGAUACGUUCCCUUCUGGUUUAUAAAUGGGAGAUUAUUUGAUGAGCUCAAUUAUUAUUAUUUUAAUGGAAGUCCUUUGACAAAGGUGCUUUCGGUAGGUUUUCUGGUGCUUUCUGGGAAGUGUGAUCUUGAUUACUUACAAAUUUGUGGAGAGAAAAUUCCCAAGCAGACUCUCGAAGCUCAAAAUCCUU
Hemicordylus capensis (graceful crag lizard) is the source of this 2046-nucleotide messenger RNA. RefSeq names its product TNF receptor superfamily member 8 (gene TNFRSF8). Gene Ontology annotation, molecular function: protein binding. Lineage: Eukaryota; Metazoa; Chordata; Lepidosauria; Squamata; Cordylidae. The transcript is spliced from 10 exons. The record is from RefSeq and is a predicted model, not a curated record. Bases 336 to 1703 code for a protein of 455 amino acids.